AAAAGAAGACAAAAAGAAGGGGAAAGAUGCCAAGAAAGCAAAGAAAGAAGUAACAAGUGAAUCAGAGGAGGCCUCUGAGGCAGAGCCCAUCAAGGAGGCAAGUGAAGAGAGCAAAAAUGAGGAAGAAGAAGAGGAAGAAGAGGUUGAUGCCAGAAGAAGGAGAGGCAGAGACAAGAAUGUAGCUGCUCUUAAAGGAGCUUCCAAAGCAAUGGCAGGAAUGAAUCAGGGCAACCGGAGGAGAGGUCAGCCGGCACCCAAAGAAGAACCAAAGGCCAAGGAGGAUGUUUUGAGGAAGGAUAUUACGCGAGCUCAACUAAAAGGUGCUACAAAGGCAAUGGCAGGGCUGGCAAAAAAACCUGCCCCACCACCCAAAAAGAAGAAGAGUUUAAAGGCAACAUCCAGACUGUUUAUGAAAUUCCGGCAAAUGAAUCCGAGGAGAUCAAAAAAGGGUCAUUUUAAGGCAGCUUCAAAACUUCUUACAGGGUUCAGGAAGAAAUUUGCAGCAUCAACCCUACUGAACAAAAAAAAGAAGUCAGCUGCAAUGCUAAAGAACACUUCUAAACUCAUGCUGGGCUUACGGAAAAGUAUAAAGAAACAGCCUACUAAGCCUACACCAAGUGAUGGCACCAAGCAGAAACCCACGUUCAUGUUGAUACGACUUGGGGCAAAUUCAUCUAAAACAGACCAGCCAGAAAAGAAGGGACCAGGGGGUCUGCUCAGUGGCCUUUUUGGGAGGAAAAAGGCAAAGGAAAAGUUUCAGCCCAAAGCAAAGGUACUUACUAAAGUAUCCGCUGCUGCUAGCUGGUUAACCAAAAAAUUUCUGUCUAAGAAGAGGGGUUAUUCAGAGAAUGAUAAAGCCAUACAGGAAGCGUGGUUGUCCCGAAUGGGGGCACAGAAGCUACCUUUCCCUACACAGGAUGAGUUUCGCAGGUACCAGGCAAAUUUGCAAAGAUUCCCUGGUGCUCACAGAUUUUAUGGCCAGAAUGAGGAUGUUUAUGGGCAUCCCAAAAACUUUGAAGCAUACCGCCAUCAAAGAUUUCCAACUCAAAGGUAUACACCUCAAGGACCUGGCAGAUAUGAUGACCCAUCCAUGGAAUAUUAUGACUAUGACAAUGAAGAAUCUGGGUUUGAUAAUCAGGGAUACGAAGACUAUGAGAACAGAUUUCCAUAUGGCUAUGAUUCAUAUCCCGUAGAAGAAGAAGGCUAUGAUGACUAUUCUGGAUACCAAAUGGAUGAGGACUAUCCUUUAUAUGACGACAACAUGGAGUAUUAUGACGAAGAAAGCCACUUGCUGAAGAGUCAAAAUUCUAGGUUUGAGUAUCAAGUAGAUGUUCAUAACCCACCAAAUGCCUAUUCAGGUUACGAUUUUGAAGAAAAUGAAAUGGGAUACUACGGAGGUGCAAUGAAUCCUUAUGGCACAAUGGAAAAUGAGAGGAAACCAUUUUCAUCUUACAGCGAUCAAAGCAAUUAUUCUGACUUUAAUGACAUGGACGAGUACAGCUCUACAAAUGCCACUAACUACAAUGAUUACCUAGUAUCUCCUUAUGCCGAGCCAUUAAACCCAUAUGCCCAACCCAUGGAUGAAACAAUGGCAGGGUGUGAUGAAAAUUACUAUGAGGACCAAGACAUAGAAGAAACUUCUUCCACAUUAUCAAUAAAUAGAAAAUAUAAGCUUUUCCCAAGACCUCAAGUAAGACUUUUUGGCAGGGAAAAAUUAGAUGUCCCACUACCCCCAUCACCCCGCAUUUCUUUUACCGAUUACGAUGAGGAUGAGGAAGAGGAAGAGGACGACCUAGAGCCCUUAAUUCCUCCUCCCGAACAACAAAGAAAUUACAGGCAGCCACCUAACAAAUCACUUUUUGCAAAGUCUGUGCAAAGAAAUUCUAGACAGCCAUGUGCUAGAGGUGUUCAAAAGUUAUUAUCUUCAAAACCAGUGGGCAAAAGAUUCAGUGUACAUCAUCAAGAGAAUUACCAAGAAAAUGAAUCACAGGACUUCUCUCCAAGAGCAUUUGGCAGUCCGUUGGGACAGUUUAUGAAAAAGACACUUGACCCAAAGCCAAUUUUAAAGCAUAGUGGGAUUCAAAGAAAAGCUCGGCCACCCUCUGAACCUCCAAAUAGGAAUGCUUUUGUAGAAAGCAAUGUCCCAUGGGCACCUUCUCCACAACCUUCCCUAAGAAACGUCAAAGGUCCUGUGAAUAAUGGUGGAUACCAAAACCAAAAUUCACCUUCUGCUCAGCAAAAUUGGAUUCAAAGAAAUACUCAGCUGCCCUCUGACCCUCCAAAUAGGAAUGCUUUUGUAGAAAGCAAUGUCCCACGAACACCUUCUCCACAACCAUCCCUAAGGAACUUUAGAGGUCCUGUGAAUAAUGGUGGAUACCAGAAACAAAAUCCACCUUCUGCUCAGCAAAAUUGGAUUCAAAGAAAUACUCAGCUGCCCUCUGAACCUCCAAAUAGGAAUGCUUUUUUAGAAAGCAAUGUACCACGAACACCUUCUCCACAACCAUCCCUAAGGAACUUCAAAGGUCCUGUGAAUAAUGGCGGAUACCAGAAACAAAAUUCACCUUCUGCUCAGCAAAAUUGGAUUCAAAGAAAUACUCAGCUUCCCUCUGACCCUCCAAAUAGAAAUGCUUUUGUAGAAAGCAAUGUGCCACGAACACCUUCUCCACAACCAUCCCUAAGAAACCUCAAAGGUCCAGUGAAUCAUGGGGGAUUCCAGAAACAAAAUACACCUUCUGCUCAGAAAGAUUGGAGUCAAAGAAACACCCAGCUGCCCUCUGAACCCCCAAACAGGAGUACAUUUGUAGAAACCAAUGUCCCACGAACACCUUCUCCACAACCAUCUCUAAAAUAUUUUAAAGGUCCAGGUAACCAUGGAGCAUACCAGAAACAGAUGACACCUUCUGCACAGCAGUUGGAAGACUUCCAGACAGACCUGGUGGAAGAGCAAGGUUCUAUACAGCCUUACCAUAAGCGAUUUGGUCUAAAGUUGGCUGGUAUGGAGUCAUCCAAUUUCUCCAGAAAACUUAAGUUUUCAGCAUCUAACAAUAAUAACACUGAAGCAAAGCCUUCUCCUCAGCCAAUUCGUCAGUCCCCCCAACCUGGAAAAGAUAUGCAGCCCGCCCGGAACCCUCAGAGCAUGGGGCGCGAGGAGCAGAAUGAGGAGCUCGGCUUUCAUGACAUGACUCAGCUGGAGUGA
Messenger RNA from Xenopus tropicalis (tropical clawed frog), 3196 nucleotides. RefSeq names its product unconventional myosin-XV-like. NCBI's taxonomy places the organism in Eukaryota, Metazoa, Chordata, Amphibia, Anura, Pipidae. The record is from RefSeq and is a predicted model, not a curated record. The coding region runs from base 209 to 3196 and encodes 995 amino acids. The transcript has 2 exons.